ACCUGAAGCACGUUGACUGCUGUGUCAUGCACAUGGUUGGCCCAGGCUACCUGCGGAUUCUCACCUGCUUAGGCAAAACCUACCUGAGAAACUCACCUUUUACAUCUUCUUCCACCUCAAGACUCCUUACAAGAAACCCUGCGCGUCUUCACUCCCGAUCUAGCCAGGCCCCGUUCCUCUUGAGCUUGAACUUGAGUAGUUCUCGUGGCCCCUCCCACUCGAAACUGAAAACAACAACCUUUUGUCCACAUAUUACCUGCUUCAACGGUACCCGUGCUUUUAUUUCCACUUCCCCCGCCCGCUCUCUCAUCUCCAGCAUGGGACAGAAGAAGCCGUUUGAGCGCCUUCCUCAGGACGUGAACCCGACAAACUACGCCUUACGUCUGCAGCCCGACCUGGAGAAGUUCACGUUCACGGGCAGGGAGGUCAUCAGUGUGCAGGUGCAGAAGGCCACAGACAAGGUGGUGAUGAACAGUGUUGACAUCACCAUCGCUACGGCAACCUACAGGCCAGAGAACGACACAAAGGACCUGGCGACCAGUGAGAUCCAGUUCAACAAGGAGAAUGAGACCGUCACCCUGCACUUUCCUUCCGCCCUCCCCACUGGUGCUGGUGAGUUGACCUUGGAGUUUGAAGGUGAGCUGAAUGACAAGAUGAAGGGGUUCUACCGCAGCAAGUACACCUCUCCUGAUGGACAGGACCGCUUCUGUGCUGUCACACAGUUCGAGGCGACUGACGCCCGCCGUGCCUUCCCCUGCUGGGACGAGCCUGCCCGCAAGGCGACCUUCGAUGUGACCUUGGUUGUGCCCAAGGACAGGGUGGCUCUGUCAAACAUGAAUGUUGUAGAAGAGAAGCCUGUCCCGUCCAGAGAUGACCUGACGGAGCUGAGGUAUGCGCGUACGCCGGUCAUGUCCACCUACCUACUGGCGUUUGUAGUGGGAGAGUAUGACUACGUGGAGGGGAGGGACACAGACGGGGUGCUGGUCAGGGUCUACACACCUGUGGGAAAGAAGGAACAGGGCAAGUUUGCACUGGAGGUUGCAGUGAAGACUUUGCCCUUCUACAAGGAGUAUUUCAAGAUCCCCUACCCCCUACCAAAAAUUGACCUGAUCGCUAUCGCCGACUUUGCAGCUGGAGCAAUGGAGAACUGGGGCCUUGUGACCUACAGGGAAACUGCUCUUCUGAUUGACCCAGAGAACUCUUCUUCCCAUGCGAAACAGUGGGUGGCUCUGGUAGUGGGACAUGAGCUGGCCCAUCAGUGGUUUGGGAACCUGGUUACCAUGGAAUGGUGGACCCACCUGUGGCUGAACGAGGGUUUUGCGUCGUGGAUUGAGUACCUGUGUGUGGACUUCUGCCUGCCUGAGUAUGACAUCUGGACCCAGUUUGUCUCCACUGACUACACCGGAGCGCUAAAACUGGACGCACUCAAGAACAGUCAUCCCAUAGAGGUGCCAGUUGGGCACCCAGACGAGGUGGACGAGAUCUUUGAUACCAUCUCCUACAGCAAGGGGGCGUCGGUGAUCCGCAUGCUGCACGACUUCAUCGGGGAUGAGGACUUCCGUAAGGGCAUGAACCUGUACCUGACCAAGUUCAUGUACAAGAACACCUUCACAGAGGACCUGUGGGCCAGUCUGGGUCAGGCCAGCGGGAAACCUGUCGACAAAAUCAUGAGCACCUGGACCAAACAGAUGGGCUUCCCGGUACUGGAGGUGUCAGCUACACAGGAGGGGACGUCUCGAGUGCUGAAGAUCAAACAGUCCAAGUUCUGUGCUGAAGGACCUUCAGAAGAUGACAGUUCGCUGUGGAUGGUUCCAGUCAGCAUCAGCACGAGCCAAUCACCAGCCACCGCCGUGAAGACCCUCCUGCUGGACCAACGAGAGACAACCGUUACCAUCGACAACGUCAAACCUGACGACUGGGUCAAGUUGAACCCAGGCACAGUAGGGUUUUACCGGACACAGUACAGCUCAGACAUGCUGGACCGCCUGCUGCCCGCCAUCAAGGACCAGUCUCUGCCGCCUCGCGACCGCCUGGGGAUUCAAAACGACCUCUUUGCACUGGCUAAAUCUGGUGUAGCGAGCACGGUGGACAUCCUGCGUGUGAUGGAGGCGUUUGUGAAUGAGUCUAACUACACGGUCUGGUCUGACCUGGCCGCCAACAUCGCCAGCCUUUCCACACUCCUCAGCGGCACAGACUGCUACCCAAACUUCAAACUCUUCGUACAGGACCUGUUCAAGGUGGUGGGGGAGAAACUGGGAUGGGACCCCAAGGAUGGGGAGGGUCACCUUGACGCCAUGCUGCGGAGCAUUGUUCUGUCCCACCUGGGGAAGUACGGUCACCAGGCAACCAUCACCGAGGCAACCAAACGGCUGGAGGAGCACAUCUCAGGCACCCGCACUCUGCAUGCAGAUCUCAGGGGGCCGGUGUAUGCGACGGUGCUUCGCCAUGGCGACGAGCAGACGUACGAGCAGCUGCUGGACCUGCUGCGGAAGGCGGACCUACAUGAGGAGAAGGUCCGCAUCCUCCGGUCGCUCGGCUCGGUCAGCCAACCACAGCUCAUACAGAGAGUGCUCGACUUCGCCUUGUCGAGUGAGGUGCGCUCCCAGGACACCGUGUUCGUGAUCGGAGGCGCGACCUCCAGCCUGAAAGGUCGCGAGCUGGCCUGGAAGUUUGUACAGGACCGCUGGGACGAGCUGCACACGCGCUACCAGGGAGGCUUCCUAUUGGCCAGGCUGGUACAGUUCAGCACCAGUGGGUUUGUGGAGGAGUCCCGUGCGCGGGAGGUUGAGGAGUUCUUCAGGCAGCACCCCGCGCCGGCGGCCGAGCGAACCGUCCAGCAGUCCUGCGAGAACAUCCGGCUCAACGCCGCCUGGCUGGCACGCGACGCCGGAAACAUCAGCAACUACCUGAAGACCAGGGCUAGUCUGUAGGCAGCUGGGUUCACUAGUCUCCACCUAGUGUUAGGGUGGUAAAAUUUGGCAGGAACAGGGACUGACUGGCAAGGGGAGCGGGUUUACAAUUAGGGUUUCAUUUUGCCACCAAUAUCAGCAACUACCUGAAGACCAGGGCAAGUCUGUAGGGAGUUCAUUAGCCUACACCAGGCCUUUCUAAGGGGGUAACUGUAGCCUCCACCAGGCAUUUCUGUGGGGGUUAGGAUGGUAGAAUUUGGCAAAAAUAGGGUCUGACUGGCUAGGGGAGUAGAUUUCUUAUCAAACUCCCCUAUCCAAUUAUUUUCCCUAUUUGGCUAUACGUCUAGUAUUCUACUGUUUUGCUGGCAGCCCAUUUUGGCAAUGUCUGAGACCAGUUAUAAAGAGGAAGAGGUUUACAUAUUGUACUUGUUCUGGAUCUUGUUUGCUAAGGAAGCGAGCUUGAAAUUUAGAGCACUGCAAUCCCACCUAAGUCAUACUAUACCUUAAAAAGGAAUAACUCUUUCCCCUUCUCUAAAAUGUACUUCUAGUAGCAGCUACUUGACCAUUUGGUAUCAGUGAGAUACUAAGAGCUCCCAACACAGCUUAUUCUAAUUCUAGAAUGAUCAUGUUUGUACCUUAAAAAAGAGUCGGUAUUCAACCAGUUAUAAAGGAGACAACACCAUUUUCUCCAUUGAAUUUGAUGUGGAACUAUUGUCAUACAAAUUGUGACUGAGGUUACCUUCAAAACUACUUUCAUGUUCACAAAGUUUCGUGUAAACUUUUCAGCUUAGUUAUAAGGCAUGCAAUACCGGUAUGCUUCAUUUAUUUGCAGAGUGUAUUUCUAGCUGACAGACUACUCAUGGACCAAAUGUGAGUUGAACUUCCUAGCAUGAACCAAGAGCAGAGAGGGAAAGGUGAUUAAUAGAAUGAAGAAAAAACACUUGUACCGUACGGUUCAUGUUUUACAUAGAUGUGUCUGAUCAGAGAGCUCAGAUGUGUAGUGCAAGUUUCUGGUUGUGUAUUUUCACUGUUACAGUAGUAGUGGGCAGGAUGGGCAAAUAUAUGACUGUCCUUGUGUUUAAAAAGCUGUUCCAAAGAGUCUUUGUGGAGAUGGAAUAUUACGGCAAAGUUUGCAAUGAUCAAAAAUAAAUGGUGGAAAAAGAUGA
Branchiostoma belcheri (Belcher's lancelet) is the source of this 4075-nucleotide messenger RNA. Its product is annotated as puromycin-sensitive aminopeptidase-like. Gene Ontology annotation, biological process: proteolysis; peptide catabolic process. The record is from RefSeq and is a predicted model, not a curated record. Gene Ontology annotation, cellular component: cytoplasm. Gene Ontology annotation, molecular function: zinc ion binding; metalloaminopeptidase activity; peptide binding. Lineage: Eukaryota; Metazoa; Chordata; Leptocardii; Amphioxiformes; Branchiostomatidae. Bases 27 to 2930 code for a protein of 967 amino acids. The transcript has 20 exons.